Messenger RNA from Oncorhynchus masou masou (cherry salmon), 1257 nucleotides. Its product is annotated as probable serine/threonine-protein kinase clkA. The record is from RefSeq and is a predicted model, not a curated record. The transcript has 2 exons. The coding region runs from base 1 to 1257 and encodes 418 amino acids. NCBI's taxonomy places the organism in Eukaryota, Metazoa, Chordata, Actinopteri, Salmoniformes, Salmonidae.
AUGGUCACGAUCUGGAACAAACACACUGCCUGUUUAAGAGACACGCCCAGCAGAGGAAUGUUCAGGUUAAAGAAUUCUUCAACUAGCUGCAACACGCAGGACAGGGUGCAGCAACCACUCUUCCUACAACCACUCUUCCAGCAACCACUCUUCCAGCUCCACUCUUCCAGCAACCACUCUUCCAGCUCCACUCUUCCAGCUCCACUCUUCCAGCAACCACUCUUCCAGCUCCACUCUUCCAGCAACCACUCUUCCAGCAACCACUCUUCCUACAACCACUCUUCCUACAACCCCUCUUCCUACAACCACUCUUCCUACAACCCCUCUUCCUACCACCACUCUUCCUACAACCACUCUUCCUACAACCCCUCUUCCUACCACCACUCUUCCUACAACCACUCUUCCUACAACCACUCUUCCUACAACCCCUCUUCCUACCACCACUCUUCCUACAACCACUCUUCCUACAACCACUCUUCCUACAACCACUCUUCCAGCAAACACUCUUCCUACAACCACUCUUCCAGCAAACACUCUUCCUACAACCACUCUUCUAGCAACCACUCUUCCAGCAACCACUCUUCCUACAACCACUCUUCCUACAACCCCUCUUCCUACAACCCCUCUUCCUACAACCCCUCUUCCUACAACCACUCUUCCUACAACCACUCUUGCUACAACCACUCUUCCUACAACCACUCUUCCUACAACCACUCUUCCAGCAAACACUCUUCCUACAACCACUCUUCCAGCAACCACUCUUCCUACAACCACUCUUCCAGCAACCACUCUUCCUACAACCACUCUUCCAGCAACCACUCUUCCUACAACCACUCUUCCUACAACCACUCUUCCUACAACCACUCUUCUAGCAACCACUCUUCCAGCAACCACUCUUCCUACAACCACUCUUCCUACAACCCCUCUUCCUACAACCCCUCUUCCUACAACCCCUCUUCCUACAACCACUCUUCCUACAACCACUCUUGCUACAACCACUCUUCCUACAACCACUCUUCCUACAACCACUCUUCCAGCAAACACUCUUCCUACAACCACUCUUCCAGCAACCACUCUUCCUACAACCACUCUUCCAGCAACCACUCUUCCUACAACCACUCUUCCAGCAACCACUCUUCCUACAACCACUCUUCCUACAACCACUCUUCCUACAACCACUCUUCCUACAACCACUCUUCCAGCAACCACUCUUCCUACAACCACUCUUCCUACAACCACUCUUCCUGCUCUGCUUAG